This is a messenger RNA of Ixodes scapularis (black-legged tick), 2407 nucleotides long. RefSeq lists its product as uncharacterized. Bases 131 to 2407 code for a protein of 758 amino acids. The record is from RefSeq and is a predicted model, not a curated record. Lineage: Eukaryota; Metazoa; Arthropoda; Arachnida; Ixodida; Ixodidae. The transcript is spliced from 9 exons.
CCCUGUCCCCUGCCUCUGCAGAACUGUCACGUUCCCGACCAACAGGACCGUGUUCACGACCUUCAGGUUGUUUCAGCGCUCGGACGAGAAAAGUCAGCGCGUGGUCCUGGUUCUCGACGUGUCGCACAGCAUGAGACCGAGAGUUGGAGAUGAUCGGCUAGCGUUCCUCCAGUGCGCAAUGAACCACAUGAUCCGCCAUAUGCUGCACGACUACCAGGCUCUCGGGAUCGUCACUUUCAGCGGCCGGUGCCAAGUCGCGCAUCCACUCGUGGUACUGAACACAACCGACGCUCGCGAUGGAAUCGCCAAAGUCAUCGACGGUUUAGUGGUGGGAUCGGGCACCUCGAUUGGUUGCGGACUUUCCAAAGCUACCGAGAUGCUCGAAGGCAACGGCACUUCGGCAAGGGGAGGGCUGGUCUUUCUGGUCACCGACGGCGACGAGAAUUACAAACCGUGGAUCGUCGAACAACUGCCGAUCCUCGUCUCCAGUGGAGUCAAGGUCAGCACCUUUGCCCUCGGAACUCUUGCCGAAAAGAAGCUGGAAGACGUGGCCCUCCAGACCGGAGGAACAGCUUACGCAUUCGGGAACCUCAAGGCCCACCCUAUCGCCGGCUUGACCGUCUCUUUUCUGCUGUCGACGACCGCAGCGAUGCCGAAAGAGGAGCAAUACGUCGUUCUGCUCGACGAGACAGAAGCGGUCAGCGGACGGAAAGAAUUCCCCUUCACCAUCCCGAAGGAGCUCGGCCACGAGACCAAGAUUCUCGUGACCACCCCGAAUGACGAAGACUACGACCUCAAAGUGGAGGACUCGAACGGCAAAGUCUGCACUGCGUGUAACGUGACCCUGGGAAAACAGUCCACCAACAUAGACAUGCCACGAACGAGCACGACCAACACCUGGAGAUUGGUCGUAACGCCUAAAGCGGCUAGCAUCGCCGACAUCACGGUCGUGGUGCUUUCCAAGCAGCGGGUUCCUGGUCAAGACCCCAUCCGAGCCGAAAGCAGUGUCGAGCACAACAACCAGCAGACUCGCAUCUACACCAAGGUCACCAAAGGUACCGCUGCGGUCCUGGGUGCCUUGGUCACCGCCACGGUCACCUUUGGCGAACCUGGUGGAACUGGCGAGACGCUUCAACUUCUGGACAACGGAAUAGGGGCAGACAACUUGAAAGAUGACGGCGACUACUCUGCGUUCUUCACGCAACUCAAGGGCGCCGGAAGGUACAGCGUCCGUACCGACGUUAGAGUAACGAAGAACACGCGAUUAGGCCCGUACAAGGGAGCCAAGCCCCAACCUGCCGAACCGUCUACACCAUCUGGACGUUCUGGACCUCCUGGACCUCCUGGAGGGUCCGGAACAUCCGGGUCAUCUGGAUACCUUGUAACAUCCGCUUUCGGACCUUCUACAUCAUCCGGACCUCCUGGACCUUCUGGAGGGCCCGGAACAUCCGGGUCAUCUGGAUACCUCGUAACAUCCGCUUCCGGACCUUCUACACCAUCCGGACCUCCUGGACCUUUUGGAGGGCCCGGAACAUCCGGGUCGUCCGGAUCCCUCAUAACAUCUGCUUCCGGUACCUCGCCUCCAUAUCAAUUCGUUACCAAGCUCUUCAACCCAGGUGAUGCCAUGGCUUGUGGGCCAUCCGCGGAGUGCAAGAAGAGGAAAGGUCACCACGUGGCAUCGAACUCUGGACCCGCUCCUCACGCCCGGCAGACGAAAAAAAGAGUAGACGCCGAGAAAGUCACGGUGGAGGAGGACUCCAGCCGUGAGCCCGACAAGGUGACGACCGAUGUGGGCACGACCGGCGAUAACAGCUUGGACCACCGAGGUCAGAAGAGGUCUAAGCCAUCAAUUUACGAGGCGCCUCAGAUUAUUUUACAGGCCGACGACACGAAGCGGUCGUCGAAGAACAAUAACAGCUGCGUGCCUGUGCAUGCUGGCGUUGCCAACAAAAAUGAGUUGAACGUCUCGCGUGCGUGGAGUACGUCCCAGCGAGCCGAGGAUGACCACGACGAGCAGUUCCGGCAAGCCAACGACGAUUAUACUGAAAACUUGGGCGUUGGUUACAAGGAAGAACCGUGGGUAACGCCUGGGGGGCAGACGUUCCGGCAAGCCGUGGACGACGACUGCGAGAACGUGAACGACGGCGAAGGACCGAACUUAUCGCCUAGGCGGCAGGCGUUUCGGCGGGCCGACGAUGGCCACGACGAGAACGUGAACGCCGACGACGAGAAAGAACCGAAUAUCUUGCUUGGGUGGCAGACGUUCUGGAAAGUUGAUGACGACCACAGCAAAAACGUGGGUGUCGACAAGAAGUCGGACAUCCUCUUAGGGCGGCGUACGUCACAGCGGGCCGGUGAAGAUGUCGGGGAAAGCGGGAGCAGCGACGAGGACGCCGUCUUGAGGUGA